CAGUGUGCAUGUGGUGCCAUAAAGCUCCACAGCAGUGGUGAUGCACACAGCUGUUGUCAGAAUAGUGUUGUGUGUCCGGAAUGAUAAGCUUCCUGGAAGCACCCUGGCAGAGCGGAAAAUUGGCUUGUAUGACACCAUGCGGCGUGGCCUUUCUCUGUUGUUGCUUUAACUCACGAGUAACCAGAACUGCAUCCUGUAAUGCUAAGGAUAUCAGCAAGACACUGUCAGUUCACCCAGGUUAUCUCCUUGCAGAAAUAGACAGUUGUGUGUUUGACAUAGCGGCAGCGUGGAGUGUAUCCAGGAUUAGAUACUGGAGUAUAAAUAAGGCGAUACUCUUGAUGAGGACUAAAAUGUGAAGUGACAUUGUUUUUAUUAAGUGACAAUAAAGUAAGAUGUCAAGAAUAGCUCGGGGGGAUUGCUAUAAAGGCGGCUGAGACAGGUUAUUUUAAAGUGGUAUUGUACUGGGGCAUGCUUCACUAGUAAUAUUUAGUGUGAUGGUAAUCCAAUGGAUAAUCCACAGGAUUAGCUAUUGUUUCCAUUACAGCCUCCCUUUGCAGCCAGUUGCAAAAUACUUUAUAAUCAGCACCUGUCAAAAUGAUCACUUGUUUCUUUACAUGGAUGAUAUUUGAAAAGAAAGAUAGCAAAGAAUGAAAAAGUACAAGUAAAGACAAGUAUCAACAGAACAUCGGAUAACAGAAAAAGAUAAUUAGAAAAUGUCAGGCAACCAAGUAAAGAGAAUAAAUGUGAAACUGUAAAAAUGAACUGGGUGCAGAUGAACCGUAACUAGGCUAAGAUGUGACUGCAUUACAUUGGAGAUUUUUAAGGGUUUUGAUUGGAAUUGUGUUUAAGAGCUAGUCUACAGGGCAUGAACAGCUGCAGCAACUUAACAUCAUUUGAACCAACAUGAGCAGUUCUCACAGAGCUCUCCAGGUGUCGAUGCUGUUAGCUCUUGGAUUUACUGCACCCUAACCCAGAUAUGCCUCGCCAAUUUCCAAAGGUAACUCUGAGUGAGGCUGAGGAGGAGACGCAAUUGCUAGCAGAGAAGGUAUACGCAUCUGCGCUAAAGGAAGAAGACCACAAGGAUGCCUUAUCAAUGUUCACUGUGCCUGAGGACUGUCCAAUUGGCCUGCAACAAGCCAAGGAACUUGAACUGCUCAAGGAGCUGGCAGAGCAGCAGUCAGAGGAGAGCACCAAGAGGAAGAAAAGUUUGAAGAUGAUUCGCUCCCAGUCAAUGUCUCUGCAGAUCCCAGUGAAUGCAGACUUGACGCGGUCGGUGGCAGCCACACCAUUCAUGUCCCCCAGCUCCACCUGCUCGUCACUGCCAGAAACCUGUCCCGAUUACCAACGGGUCACUAUUAGUGGUGAUUACUGUGCUGGGAUCACAGUGGAGGACUAUGAACAGGCAGCCAAAAGUCUCUUUAAAGCUCUGCUUAUUCGUGAGAAAUACUCAAAGCUAGCCUAUCAAAGAUUUUGCAGAACCACAGCCCAGUUCCUCCGCAGUGCUCAGAACAUGAGAUGGAAUGAAGAAGAUGAAGUUCUACCAGAUAUGUGCCCACAUCCAAAAGAUGGGGAAGAUCCCUACAGCAUGGAGAACAUCCCUGAGAACCUGAACUAUGAACUGAAGAUGAAGGAUGGGAUAGUGCAUGUGUAUGAUAAUGCAGAGGCUGUGAGAGAAAACCGGCCCCACGACCUUCCUUACCCAGACUUAGAGACCUUUGCCAUUGACCUCAGUCACGUGCUUGCAAUGAUUGCAGAUGGACCCACGAAGACCUACUGUCACAGACGGCUGAAUUUUUUGAGCUCAAAGUUCUACCUCCAUGAGAUGCUCAAUGAGAUGGCUGAGCUAAAGGAACUAAAGAGUGUGCCUCACAGAGAUUUCUACAAUGUUAGAAAGGUGGACACACAUAUUCAUGCGGCUGCCUGCAUGUCUCAGAAACACCUGCUGACCUUCAUCCAGAAAACAUACAAGACUGAUGCUGACCGUGUGGUGCUGGAAAAGGCAGGACAAAAGAUGACUCUCCAGCAGGUUUUCCAUAACCUCAAUAAGGACCCCUAUGACCUCACCGUGGACUCUCUGGAUGUACAUGCUGGGAGACACACCUUCCACCGGUUUGAUAAGUUCAAUUCCAAGUAUAACCCAGUGGGAGCCAGUGAACUUCGAGAGAUCUUCCUGAAAACAGACAACUUCAUUAAUGGAGACUAUUUUGCUCGCAUCAUAAAGGAAGUGGCCCAUGACCUGGAGGAGAGUAAGUACCAGCACGCAGAGCCUCGCCUUUCCAUCUAUGGACGCUCUCCAGAUGAGUGGGACAGUCUGUCUAAGUGGUUCAUUAACCACAAGCUGCACUCUCCGAACAUGCGGUGGAUGAUUCAAGUGCCCAGGAUAUAUGAUAUUUUCAAGUCAAAGAAGCUGGUAUCUAAUUUUGCCAAGAUGCUGGAGAACAUUUUCCUUCCUCUGUUUGAGGCUACCGUCAACCCACAGAAACACAAAGAACUCCACGUUUUCCUCAAAUAUGUGUCAGGCUUUGACAGCGUGGAUGAUGAGUCCAAACACAGCGAUCACAUGUUCUCCUUCAGGAGCCCAAAGCCAGAACAGUGGACAACAGAUGACAACCCUCCCUACAGCUACUACCUCUUCCACAUGUAUUCCAACAUCAUGGUCCUCAACAAUCUCAGAAAAGAGCUUGGACUGAGCACCUUCCAGUUCCGUCCCCAUUGUGGAGAAGCUGGAUCAAUCACUCAUUUGGUCUCUGCCUUUCUCACAUCUGACAACAUCUCACAUGGACUCAACCUGAAGAAGAGCCCUGUGCUGCAGUACCUGUACUACCUGGCCCAGGUGCCAAUUGCCAUGUCCCCACUCAGCAACAACAGCUUGUUCCUGGAAUACUCCAAAAAUCCUCUAAGAGAGUUCCUGCACAAAGGUCUGUGUGUGUCCCUGUCCACGGACGACCCCAUGCAGUUCCACUACACCAAGGAACCCCUGAUGGAAGAGUACGCCAUCGCAGCUCAGCUGUGGAAGCUCAGCACCUGUGAUGUAUGUGAGAUAGCCAGAAACAGUGUGCUGCAAAGUGGACUGUCUCACCAGGAUAAGAGGCACUUCUUGGGAGUGAGCUAUCAGAAAGAUGGACCCGAGGGAAAUGAUAUCCGUCGCACCAACGUUGCCCAGAUCCGCAUGGCCUACAGACACGAGACACUGUGUAAUGAGCUUAGCUUCAUAGUCGACGCAGUGAAGUCUGAAGCUUUGAGUGAAUGAAAUGGACCUACCAUUAGACAGAAUCCAAGCAUGCUGAGCUCUCAAUAACCACACUUUACCUUUAUUUUGAAAAGUGCUGGUGGGUGACUGUGAUGAGUCAAUGAAAACUGUGAUGUCCUGCUUAGCUGGCCACAAGUUAAUAACAAAAGGAUUACUGGAUGACUGAUGGCACUUUGGCUGCUGUGGAGGGUCAGACGUGUGUGAAGAAGGGUCACAUGCUUGUCAUUACACAAUCCUGCUAUGUAUAAACAACUGCACCUUCCAUAUUGUAAUGGGGGUAUGUCAUAACCUUUGAGUUUUUCAGUUACAGUAUGCACUGUACAUCGGACAGAGAAACACUUACACUUGAGAGAGCUCUACACAGUGUUAGUUCAGAGCAGUCUGAUAAGAGAUGAAUGAUGUCUGGGACAUUCCCUCUGUCUCUCCCUUAAGACAAUUCAGUGAGUUUUUGGAGAGAUACCCACAAAUGAACACAAGGACUUGCUGUGGGAUGAAAAUGUCAUAAAAACACAACACAUUUACAUGUUCAUUAGCUGAGGCGGCAAACAGUAUGUGAAAAGCAUAAAAAGUCUUCAGGGCCUCAAAACGAUUGUAAUGCAAACAUCGCCAUCUAGUGGCAAAACUGCACCAUUUAAUAACGUCAGAUGACUGAAUAUACAGUACUUACAAAUACAUACCAAAAUAAGUGCAUUUCAAGGCCAUUUUAUAACAGAAAAACAAGGCACACAAAAAGGAACAUAUUUCUG
Molecule: messenger RNA, 3996 nt
Organism: Acanthopagrus latus (yellowfin seabream)
Lineage: Eukaryota; Metazoa; Chordata; Actinopteri; Spariformes; Sparidae
Gene: ampd3a
Product: adenosine monophosphate deaminase 3a
Exons: 15
Coding region: 977-3250 (757 amino acids)
Biological process (GO): IMP salvage; AMP metabolic process
Cellular component (GO): cytosol
Molecular function (GO): AMP deaminase activity
Source: RefSeq, a predicted model, not a curated record